Messenger RNA from Cryptomeria japonica (Japanese cedar), 3501 nucleotides. RefSeq lists its product as uncharacterized. Gene Ontology annotation, biological process: proteolysis. The record is from RefSeq and is a predicted model, not a curated record. Gene Ontology annotation, molecular function: serine-type carboxypeptidase activity. The transcript is spliced from 25 exons. Gene Ontology annotation, cellular component: vacuole. Lineage: Eukaryota; Viridiplantae; Streptophyta; Pinopsida; Cupressales; Cupressaceae. The coding region runs from base 232 to 3501 and encodes 1089 amino acids.
AAUCACACUUAUGAUCAAGAUGGACUGCAGGAGAAUGACAAGAUAACUUCUCUGCCCGGCCAGCCAAAAGAUGUAACUUUUGCACAGUAUUCAGGCUAUGUGACAGUAGAUGCACAGGCGGGCAGAGCUCUCUUCUACUAUUUUGCAGAGGCUACACAAGACCCAUCUACUAAGCCUCUCCUCCUCUGGCUCAAUGGAGGGCCUGGAUGCUCAUCGUUUGGAGUGGGAGCAAUGACUGAGCUUGGACCCUUCGUUGUUCAGCCUGAUAACGCCACUCUCUCUAGUAAUCCCUAUGCGUGGAAUCAAGUGGCGAACACAUUGUUUUUGGAAUCACCUGCUGGAGUUGGAUUUUCAUACUCCAACACCACUUCUGAUUAUGAUAACGCCAAUGAUAACAACACUGCUCGGGAUACGUACAUGUUUCUACUGAAUUGGCUUGAGAGGUUUCCGCAGUAUAAGAACAGAGAAUUCUAUAUCGCAGGGGAAAGCUACGCUGGCUUUUAUAUCCCUGAAUUGGCAGACACUAUUCUUAAGAAUAAUAACUCUCGUACAUCGAUUAUAAAUCUUAAAGGAGUUAUGAUUGGAAAUGGAAUAAUCAACUUUGAGACAGAUGAUUGCGGGAUGGUUGACUAUCUAUGGUCACAUGCAUUAAUAUCAGAUGAAGAUUAUGCAUAUUAUCGUUGUAUUGCAUCUAAUUCAAGUUAUGGAACUCAAAGUCACAAAGUUCGCUCUCAAUCGGAGUCAUAUAGGGGAGAGAUAAAUAUCUAUAAUAUAUAUGCACCUCUUUGUCCUUCCCAUCCCGAUCCCAUAUGGAGACUUUCUACUUUCAGAUCUUCAGCUUUGGCGGAUGCUGCCCCUACGAAUGGAUUAGAUGGAUUUGAUCCAUGUAGUCCUGGGUAUGUACUCACCUACCUUAACACACCUAAAGUGCAAAGUGCUCUUCAUGCAAAUAUAACAAGCUUACCUUAUGCAUGGUCAGAAUGCAGUAAUGUGCUCACAUACAAUGGCAUAAAUGUGACAACUAUGUUACCAAUUUAUCAAAGAAUGAUGGCAGCGGGAUUGAGAAUACUAGUCUACAGUGGAGAUAUAGAUGGAAGGGUACCAGUGACUAGUACAAGAUACUCAAUUAAUGCAUUGAAUCUUCCAAUUGAGAAAGCAUGGUAUCCAUGGAUGGAUGGAGAUAUUGAUGUAGGGGGUUAUAGUGUAAUUUACAAAGGAUUGAUAUUUGCAACACUUAGUCAGCAUCAAGUUUUCUCAGAAUUUUUGGAGAAAAGGAGCUCUACUGUGGGAAGACAGACACAAGAAUGGACGCCUCCUCCCAUUAACUUCAAUCACACUUAUGAUCAAGAUGGACUGCAGGAGAAUGACAAGAUAACUUCGCUGCCCGGCCAGCCAGAUGUAACUUUUGCACAGUAUUCGGGCUAUGUGACAAUAGAUGCACAGGUGGGCAGAGCUCUGUUCUACUAUUUUGCAGAGGCUGCCCAAGACCCAUCUACUAAGCCUCUCCUCCUCUGGCUCAAUGGAGCGCCUGGAUGCUCAUCAUUUGGAGUGGGAGCAAUGUUGGAGCUUGGACCCUUCCGCGUUCAGCCUGAUAACGCCACUCUUUCUAGUAAUCCGUAUGCGUGGAAUCAAAUGACGAACACAUUGCUUUUGGAAUCACCUGCUGGAGUUGGGUUUUCAUACUCCAACACCACUUCUGAUUUUGAUUAUAAGGCCAAUGAUUACAACACUGCUCGGGAUACGUACAUGUUUCUACUGAAAUGGCUUGAGAGGUUUCCGCAGUAUAGGAACAGAGAAUUCUAUAUCGCAGGGGAAAGCUACGCUGGAUUUUAUAUCCCUGAAUUGGCAGACACUAUUCUUAAGAAUAAUAACUCUCCUACAUCGAUUAUAAAUCUCAAAGGAGUUAUGAUUGGAAAUGGAAUAAUCAAUUCUGAGACAGAUGGUUGCGGGAUGGUUGACUAUCUAUGGUCACAUGCAUUAAUAUCAGAUGAAGAUUAUCCCCAAGAAUGGACGCCUCCUUCCAUUAACUUCGAUCACAUUUACGCUCAAGAUGGUUUGCAGGAGAAUGACAAGAUAACUUCUCUGCCCGGCCAGCCACCAAAUGUAACUUUUGCACAGUAUUCGGGAUAUGUCACGGUGGAUUCAAAGGCUGGCAGAGCUCUCUUUUACUAUUUUGCAGAAGCUGCCCAAGACCCAUCUACUAAGCCUCUCCUACUUUGGCUCAAUGGAGGGCCUGGAUGCUCAUCUUUUGGAGUGGGAGCAAUGACUGAGCUUGGACCCUUCCGCGUUCAGCCUGAUAACGCCACUCUUUCUAGUAAUCCCUAUGCGUGGAACCAAGUGGCAAACACCUUGUUUUUGGAAUCGCCUGCUGGGGUUGGAUUUUCAUACUCCAACACCACCUCUGAUUAUAGAAAUGGCACUGACGAUAACACUGCUCGAGAUUCGUACAUGUUUCUACUGAAUUGGUUUGAAAGGUUUCCGCAGUAUAAGAACAGAGAAUUCUAUAUCGCAGGGGAAAGCUACGCUGGGUUUUAUAUCCCUGAAUUGGCAUACACGAUUCUUAAGAAUAACAACUCUCAGACAUCUUUUAUAAAUCUCAAAGGAGUUAUGAUUGGGAAUGGAAGAAUAGAUUAUGGCCUAGAUAAUUGUGGAAUGGUCGACUAUCAAUGGUCACAUGCAUUGAUGUCAGAUGAAGACUAUGCAAAUCAGCGUUGCAAAUCAUCUGAUUCAAACUACCAAACUUAUAGUAGCACUUUUGACUUUCAGUCAAAACAAACCAGCGACGACAUAAAUGUCUAUAAUAUUUAUGCACCACUUUGCCCUUCCCAUCCCGACGCCAUAUGGGUAUCUUCUACUUCAACUGAGACUACCCCAACAAAUGGAUUAGAUGGAUUUGAUCCAUGUAGUCCUGGUUAUGUACUUACCUACCUUAACACACCUAAAGUGCAAAGUGCUCUUCAUGCCAAUGUGACAAGCUUGCCUUAUACAUGGGAUGAAUGCAGCGGAGAUGUGGAUGCAAAGGUGCCAGUAACUAGUACAAGAUAUUCCAUUAAUGCAUUAAAUCUUCCAAUAGAGAAACCAUGGUACCCAUGGAUGGAUGGAGAUAUUGACGUGGCGGGUUAUAGUGUAAUUUACAAAGGUUUAACAUUUGCAACUGUCAGAGGAGCAGGGCAUCAAGAGAUGGUUCUCAUUCCUUGGGAUAUUUGGGCAGAUGUGGAGGACGCAGGGAUGGAUGUCGAGUACAGUGCAUUUUGGGCAGAGAUUCUGUUUCCACGGCUGAUAGAUCCAGGAGAGCUGAUAGAGGGUGAUGGAGGGGAUGGUGGAGAUGAUAGUGGGGAUGGUGCAGGCAAAGGCAGACGGUGGAGGCUCAGGAGACAACUGAGGGACACUGGGCGAGAGAGGGAUAAGGUUAUUCAGCGCUACAUGGAGGCUGAGGAGGCACUAAGGGCAGGGAGACGAGGAGCAGAGGACAUUGGGGUCGAAAAUGCCUAUGUUCUAUGA